GUCGCAGCUCAGCCUUUCACUGAUGACUGGCUUUGGGACACAGAGCUGGUUCUGCCAAUACCUUCAUAGAGUUCAUCAGAUUCGCUCCUCACACACCACGUGUGUUUUGUUUUUGUCUGGUUUCUGCUGAAAUGUCUUGCGCGUUCCCGACACGGAGGUUAUUAAUGGGAUUUCUCUCUCCGCUGCGUCACCUGAGGACAGCUGGACACUGAGACGUUGGGACUGAAUGGAUAACAUGUCUCCACAACAGCAGCAGGACAGCCUCACCCGGGGCGGGCAGCAGGAAAACAAACGGCGAAUGAAGUUUCAGAGUUACCGCCGUCAGUCCGCCCCGUCGCAGGUCAUCACCAAGGCUCUCACCAGGUCCAAAACCCUGACCAGAGAAAGUUUCCUGGUUCCUGCAUGUCCAGAAACCUGUCCGUUAGUCCAGUCCUUUCUGACCGGCUCUGAGCGGUUCUUCCUCCUCUACGGACACGCCCAGUUGAAGACAGGCAUGCAGACCCAGGACAGGCAUCUCUUCUUGUUCAGUGACGUUCUGGUGAUUGCCAAAGCCAAGUCAGCCAACAACUUCAAGCAGAAAGCCCAGGUGUGUGUGUGUGAGAUGUGGACGGCAGGCUGUAUGGAUGAGGUGUGUGAGGGAAGCACAAACCCGGAGCAGAGCUUCGUCAUGGGCUGGCCCACCUGGAACUGUGUCGCUAUGUUUAGCUCAGCUGACCAGAAGGAGAGGUGGCGCUCCCUCCUUAAGAGCAUCCAGCCUGUUUGUGUAUGUCUCUGCAGUCGGAUAAAGGAAGAGAAAGAGAAGGAAGAGCCUAAAACCAUCCCUCUGAGAGUGUACGGGAAGGGACUGAAUACUUUUGCUGUUACCAAGACCCUUCCUGUCAGCAACUGGGAUUCAGCCAAUGAAGUGAUCCGUCUGGCCCUGCAGCAGUUCGGCAUUAUCGGAAAUGUCAAAGACUUCCAGCUGUGGGUCAUCUCCAAGAGAGACAACACACCUUAUCCUCUCAUUGGUCACGAGUAUCCCUUCAGUAUCCAGAUGAGUCAUGUGAGAAACUCGGCGGUUCAUGGAGGAGGCCGGGACGUUGCAGCGCCACCUGCAGACAGACAGAUGGCCAUGCAGAUGCAGGUGUACAAGCAGUGUCAGUUUAUCCUAAAGCCUCGCCCUGUGGAACCACCUCAGCAGCACCUAUCAGCAGAUUUCUCCCAGAAGUCAUUCAAAAGGAGGCAUUCGCUCAUCACCUGGGCCUUCUGGAGAGGCUCCUCAUCUCACCUUAAUGAGAUGUCGCUGGCCGGAGCUGCUCGAGGCUGCUUGUUUGGUCAGCCGCUCAGCUCCAUCUGUGUGGAGGACGCCCUGCCCAAGCCUGUCAUGGACAUGCUCAUGUUUCUGUACCACGAGGGGUCGUGGACACGGGGGAUCUUCCGCAGGUCUGCGGGAGCUCGGGCUGUUAAAGAGCUAAGGGAAUCUCUGGAUGCUGGACAGUUUCAGCUUCCUCUCACCCGGGACCACGUCUUCAUCAUCGCUGGAGUCUUUAAGGACUUCCUGCGCAGAAUCCCUGGCAGUUUAUUGGGCUGUGACGUGUAUGAGGAAUGGUUGGAUGUGCUGGAGGAGGAAGAGGAGGAGGAAGAACAGGUCCAAGACAUAAAGAGGAUGAUUCGUCGAAUGUCAAAAGAGAACGCGCUGCUGCUCCGCUACCUGUUGGCCAUGCUGCACGCCGUCCAGGCCAACGCUCAGGAGAACCAGAUGACGAGUUUUAAUCUGUCAGUGUGCAUUGCUCCCAGUUUGCUGUGGUCUCCUGGAGCGCCCUGUAGUCCUGAGGUGGAGGGAGAAGGAACUAAAAAGGUUUGUGAGCUGGUGAAGUUCAUGAUUGAACACAGCGUGCAGAUCCUGGGUGAGGACUCCUCCUCCCUGUUCGGGGGGCCUCCACAGAGACGCAACAGUGAGGAGAGCGGAUCAGAGUCCUGGGUUUACCCUCUGACCGAUUCGUCCUACGACAGUUUGGAGAACGAGUUGGACGACAGCAGCGGGGGCUCACCAGGUUUCUGCAGCAGAAGACCCCUUCGACCCAAACCUCUGCAGAGCAGCCUGGACUCCAUCCUAACAUUCAGUGACUACGACCAAGACACUGAGCCAGAGGUGCCUCUCAGCAAGGCUGAAGCCCUGCUAGGUGUCAGGCUGCACUCAGCAGAGAGAUGCAAGAGGAAGGAUAUUCCAGCUGUGGAGAUCUCACCCUCCCUGGACUCUCUGUCCCGGGAAGCUCGGCAUUCCCAGAGGCGGAGCUCAGAGCCGGCUAUUGUGUAUGCUGCCAAGUUCUGCCCAUACAUGUCAGGCAGUACAGAUGGACUCAGUGGUGAGGAGGAAGAAGUACUCGCCAAAAGGCAGAGCAACUAUAAGUCCAGAGGUCGGACCAUGAGGAGUGGAGCUGCUUUGGGGACCACCUCAUCAAGUUUGUCAUCUACUCUCAGCUCUCCAGCGCACACCCGCUCCUCCUUGGACUCUCUGGACUCACUCAGCACAAACCCAACCAAACCAACACAUCCACCAUCCAGCUCUGCCCUCCCUACUCCGGCCCCGAGCAUUAUUUCCAAAGACCCUCUCCACAGGGGGGCGGUGAAAGGCUGCAUAGGUCUGCACCCAAACUCAUGGCUGAAGAAAGACCGGAGGCUGUCACUAACUCAGCUAGAGAGCUUGGAGAAGGAAGAAGACGACAGGACGCAGGGUGGAGCAGCUGAGAAAGGAUCAACAAAACUGAUCUCAAACAACCAACCUAAAGUCAAAACAUCCCGCAGAGGCUCAAAGGACACAGGAGAAAAAGGGAACAUCCGACACCCUAAACAAGAACCCUCCAGCCCUUCAUUGCUCCAAAGGGCAGCAGGGAGCCUCCGAUUUUCCAAACCCACCAGGCUCCAGUCCCCAGAAUCAGCUCUGACCGUCCAGAUCAGCGACAUGAACACCAACCCUGGAGGUGACAUCACCAUAAAGAGGUGCGAAGCGCCUGAAAUAAAGCAGCAGCCAUUAUUUUACAAGCACAGCGGGCCGUCUCUGUCCCUGUUCAGACGACAAAAGGCUCCCACGGUGGAGGACAGGAACAGCCGGCUGUACCAGCGACGAGGUUCUGAACCAGAGCGACAGGUUGCUGAUCGAGCCUCCACCUUCACACGGGUGAGGCUGCCCAGCGACCCGGGACUGAAGCUGUCCGAUGCGGAUCAGCAUGGUCGUUUCUGCCUCUCCCCCUGCGCCACAAAAGCAGUGAGGGACUAUUUCUCUUCCCACCCUCGCAGCAAUCCUCAGAGCACCCAGCAGGUGGCGCUCACCCUGGUGGAGGGUCAAAGGGGGGAGUGGUUAAAGAGAUGCAGUGAUCCCACAGUGGAGCCAGAUUUAGAGCAGCUUCUGUUUGCUGAAGAGUCCUAUGUCUGAUUGUAGGGAAAUAAGAGCAGAGAUACACAACUCAGCAUCUACCCACACUGUUGCUAUCGUCACUCUAUGCCCUUUAACUCGCUUCAUCUAAAUAAAGAAAAUAUUUCUUUAGAAUCAUUCAAAUAAAUUUCCAACACUUAUCUGCUACUGUAGCACAAGGAAGACAAGGAAAGUUUCACUUGCAGGUUGCUUAGUGCCUUUAAGGAAAAGAGGUUCAUUUUUAUCUCUCUGUAAGAUUGUAGUACGCAGAUAAUAGUAGACAGUUUUCUAUUAGUUGUUGACAUAUUGGUGUCGUGACAAAAAAACCGCCAACUUUAAAAGUACCUGGUGUUGCCUUCUUUUACUAUUAAUGGUUGUCAUUGGACUGUAUGGUGGCGCUGUAAACUAGACUCAUGAGCAGGCAAAUAUUCAGACAUCUUUAACUUUGCAUAUUUUGUCAGAUUAUAACCACAAAGUAGCAUCUAAUUGUGAAGUGGAAAGGAGCUGGAUUUUAUUUAGGGUAUCAUAUUUAAAGAGGCUAAUACAGAUGUAUGCCACAGUUCUCAGAUUUGUUGGUGAAAAACCUUACCUCUACUUUAAAGUACUACUUCUUGUUGCUCCAUCAUAUAAAAUGUAUUAGAAAUAUUUACCUUCUUCAGCUUUUUGAUGUUAAGACUUUACAGGACAGUGUGUGCUGUAUGGUGACAGUACAGACAGAGCAUCUGUGGGCAACACAUAGGAAAUCCUUCAAAGUUUACAUAAACUGUUAAUAGUGUAAAAAAGCUGCUCUGCAUAGAAAUGUAUCCUGAUCUAGCUUGUUGCUCAUGAUAUCCUUCCUGUUAGCCACUCAAGUUAUUUUUACAUUUAAAGGAGCAACACGUUGCUUUAGAGUUAAUCGUUUUCAUCUGGGCCUGAUCCACUUUUAAUCGCUUGCGUUCUAUGUUAGGCAGAUUCAAGUUCUUAAAAGAAAUCCCUGGUUUUUAACUUCCUUAAACUGUAAAAAUGAAAUUGGCACUGAGUUCAAAUGUUAAAUUAGCUAAUAUAAGUUUUAAAAUGAUGAGUCUGAUUCAGAAACCAUUUGUUAGAAAGAUGAUUUUUUUUUAUUUCUCUUUUUAUACACCGGUGUGUCCUAGGACUUAAUUAUUAUUAAGGCAAUACAUUGUUUACAUUAUUUGAAGACUGCAAGUUGACAUGACUAACUUUGGUCACAUUAGCAAUGAUGACAUAGAGCAUUUCUUAGACCUAAUGUUAAAAUUAGGAGACCAGAUUAUGACAUUUAACUCAUCUAGACAGCAGUUUAUAACUCAAAUAUGUUUGAUUUUAUACUAGAGACAUGUUUCUGUAAAAAACGCUGGAUACAGUUCGCUUUUUACUCUAGAAAAAUGGUUUUAUUAAACAAAAACAA
This is a messenger RNA of Girardinichthys multiradiatus, 4796 nucleotides long. RefSeq names its product rho GTPase-activating protein 20-like. The record is from RefSeq and is a predicted model, not a curated record. Gene Ontology annotation, molecular function: GTPase activator activity. Bases 227 to 3412 code for a protein of 1061 amino acids. Lineage: Eukaryota; Metazoa; Chordata; Actinopteri; Cyprinodontiformes; Goodeidae. The transcript has 16 exons. Gene Ontology annotation, biological process: signal transduction.